AUGUUCAAGCAGAUCCACAUGGUUCACAAGCCAGACAAUGACAGUGAUUUUUCAAACACAGCCUACGCAUAUGAUACAGAUUCAACAAUUUCUGCCUUUUCACAUCCUGCUGCAAAGACGCAGACCUACCGGCCUUUGUCUAAAAGUGUCUCUGACAACGGCACUGAUAUAUUUCGAGCUUCAUCGCCUCUUCCUCCUCCCAUACCUGUGCCUCCUCCAUCCGUGCCUCUCAGACCUCGAGAGCAGUCUUCUCCAGAAAAAAAUGAAUGGGAACCACCGGACAGGAAAGUGGACACCCGCAAGUUUCGCUCAGAACCAAGAAGUAUCUUUGAGUAUGAGCCAGGAAAGUCAUCCAUUCUUGAGCACGAAAGACCGACUUCCUUGUACCAGCCUUCAAUUGAAAGGGGCAACGAAAGGCCUUCUAGUUCGGCAAGCGACUUCAGGAAGAGAAGGAAGUCUGAGCCCAGUGUGGGCCACCAGAGAGCUCACAAUGACCACAAUGCAAACAGGGCCAGCCUGAGCAAGGGAGACGCACUAAGCGCAAACGCCACUCUGAGAAAGCCUUUCGUUAGUUCUUCUCCGUCCUCUCCCUCACGCUCUAAAGCUGACCAGGAUUCUCCACGAAACUACUCGUCUGCAUUCACCGAUGUGAGCCGGACAACAGCGAGAAGGGGAGCCCAAGAGAGAGAGGCAGCCAGGGCUGUGUAUGACUUUAAAGCUCAGUCUGCAAAAGAGCUGUCGUUUAAGAAGGGAGAUACAGUAUACAUCCUCCGGAAAAUUGACAAAAACUUUGAAAAAAUUAGCCCAGAUGGGAAAGCACAGCCAGUACGGCCCCCGCCGCCAGCGCAGGUCCGAGAGAUUGGAGAAGCGAUAGCCAAAUACAGUUUCACUGCUGACACAAAUGUGGAGCUCUCUCUCAAAAAGGGUGACAGAGUGAUACUACUUAAGAAGGUUGAUCAAAACUGGUUUGAGGGUAAAAUUCCUGGAACUAACAGACAAGGCAUCUUCCCUGCAUCCUAUGUGGAAAUUAUAAAGAAGAGUCCUUCGAAGAGUGUUGGAGCUUCGCCCGAUCGGUCGAUACCUCACGGCUACUCAAGUGAUAGACUGCACAGUCCAGCUACACGUCCAGUGUUUACUCAUGAAAAUAUACAGACCAUGGGGGAACCGUAUCAGUCUCUGUAUAACUACACUCCACGCAAUGAAGAUGAGUUGGAGCUCAGAGAAGGGGAUGUGAUCGAUGUCAUGGAAAAGUGCGAUGAUGGAUGGUUUGUAGGCACAUCGCGACGAACAAAAUUUUUCGGGACUUUCCCUGGAAAUUAUGUGAAGCGGCUAUGAAUGAAUGGUCAUCCUGUCGCUGUCUGACACCGCACGUCUAGGUCACUUUGUUAGGAAGCACACUUCUGUUUUUUGACCCGACAGUCUGAAAUUCACGUGUAGUCUGCCAACAUUUUCUUGCAGUAUUAGAGAUCAGCCAUUUUCUAGGCACUUAUGAAGCUAACUUACCACGCUUCACUCUUUGAGAACGUUAUUUCCGGAGGACGCGCUGUCUCUGCCAAUGUCUUUGUGAAAAACCACACUGCAUUAUUUCGUAAGCUAGGAAUGUGACGUGACACAAUCAGGAUCUGGUAGUGGAUACAUGCAGCUUUGUUGAGGUGUGUUGGUAAUCUGGUCUAUGAGUCUGAUAAAUUGCUUGAACAGUCAUUUCUGACAACUGCUGGACAUUUUAAUACAAGUUUCACCUUCGUGACACAGUUUUUGCUAAGUAGAAACGUAAAAGUGUAGCAAUCACGGCCUUUUAUCUUCUGACCACAAAUGUAGCCACUGCAGAGCGCACCACGUCUAAAGAAUUAGAUCUGAAUAAAAAUCAAAU
Spea bombifrons (plains spadefoot toad) is the source of this 1870-nucleotide messenger RNA. Its product is annotated as sorbin and SH3 domain-containing protein 2-like. Gene Ontology annotation, cellular component: synapse; dendrite; neuronal cell body. NCBI's taxonomy places the organism in Eukaryota, Metazoa, Chordata, Amphibia, Anura, Pelobatidae. Gene Ontology annotation, molecular function: protein binding. The record is from RefSeq and is a predicted model, not a curated record. Gene Ontology annotation, biological process: Notch signaling pathway.